AUGCAGAGUUGGUCUCUUUCUGAUCUCUGCCGGCACCGCAGCGGCAUGCUACUGACUGGUGGGUGCUCAGUGGAUUUACUAACCCUCACUAUCAUUUCCUGUAACUGCGUUUCGUUGGUUUCCAAUGAAACUCUUAAGAUCUACAAAUGCGCGCUGUCCUCGAAAUGCUGCACUCGCAAUUCCUCUAGCUCUCCAUUUGCACCAUUCUCAAAACUGACGUCGCUUCUUGAAGUGCCUGACGUGUGCUAUCUAUUCCAUGAGAAGUUCCCACCCUUGCCAAGGAAAGUCGUUCUCAGAAAUUCCACCUUUGAGAAUGCGACUAUAUUUCCAUCGUUCGGUCCAUUCAGACCCCCUUCUGCGAAAAGGCCAUUUUUGAACUCUACAGCUCGAUUUGCUUCAAAUAUUGAUGAUUCUGAGUCAAAAGCAGCGCGACGCGAAGAGUUCAGAAGGCUGAGGUUUCACUUUGGAAGGGAAGUCCCGGUAGUUGGAAUCUGUAUGUGUGUUGCUUUCGACUGUGCUCUUAUCGCGCUCACGUGUGCUGUUCUGAACAACGAAGAUCUAAGCGAAGAUGACCAGGAAGCGGAAGAAUUCGAGAGUAUCGAAAGUCUGCACGGAAGACUAAUGCGAGAAGUGCAGACUCAAACUCUUCCGGAACGCCAGAAAACCUAUGUUGAUAAGAGCGUACAGACAGACACGCCGUACGUGGAGUCAACAGAAGAGCGUCGGACACUGAAAUCGAACUCUCGACACCAAAGCGAUUGCUGA
Necator americanus (New World hookworm) is the source of this 765-nucleotide messenger RNA. RefSeq lists its product as uncharacterized. The transcript has 7 exons. Bases 1 to 765 code for a protein of 254 amino acids. NCBI's taxonomy places the organism in Eukaryota, Metazoa, Nematoda, Chromadorea, Rhabditida, Ancylostomatidae. The record is from RefSeq and is a predicted model, not a curated record.